UAGACACAAUCGGCUGCAGUGAAUAAUUCAGACAUUUUUGGACAUUCAGUGAUAAUUCUGAAAGUAGAUGAUAUUGUUGAGAACAGUGGAAAGCCCUUAACUUCCUCAAAUACAGUUGUUACCCUCAUCUCUACCAAACUAGAUCCAAGGACAAGAAUGUUCCAGUUUACUCUUACCGGCCCAGCUGUGACUACGGCGUUGCUUUUAACCCUUGUAAAUAUCGCGAUCGUUACCCCUGAAGAGAGGGAAACCGCCUUCAGAUAUCUGGGCCCUGGCUAUACCUGUAUAGAUAUUGGCUGGUCUUCCAAACAACUAUCCUAUUCAACUCAAAGUGUAACAGAAUGUGCAUUCAAGGCUUUAAACCGUGAAGCAACAUUCUUCACUUAUAACAAAAGAAGUCAGUUUUGUAGUACUUACCUGGAAGGUGUUAAGGUGGAACUGACCAAUGAACAGGACAGCAACGAAAUGUCCUUUUAUAAAGCUGAUACAUGGCGAAAAGCCUAUAGAGUAGACAUGCAGUCGCGAGUGGAUAUUUAUAAAUUCUUCCUCAAAAUAGGUCCACAUUCAGCAUGGAAUACAGACAGAUACGCCUACCGGAAUAAACUCAUUGACUCAUGGAACUACCUUCCGAUCGAUAAGGUGAAAUUUGAAGCUCUCAAAUUUGGUGCGAAAGCUAUAACGUUGUUGUUUGAUGGACGUAAUUCAACCAUCGAUAACUGGUUUCAGUAUGCAAGACUAAUAAGUUCCCCAUGGACUGAUCUAAACGCAACCAACUUUAAUAUGUUUUCAGUUCAUGGAAAUAAGUAA
Messenger RNA from Octopus bimaculoides (California two-spot octopus), 807 nucleotides. RefSeq lists its product as uncharacterized. The record is from RefSeq and is a predicted model, not a curated record. Lineage: Eukaryota; Metazoa; Mollusca; Cephalopoda; Octopoda; Octopodidae.